AUGCAAGAAGACGAGAUUGUUGGCACAUUUAAAUGGAAGAAAGAAGGAGAAGCACCAAAAAUCUCACGACACGUUAAAGCUUCGCCUGAUCCGACUUACUCGUUUGAUCCCAAAGGAAGUAAUUUAACUGAAGUUGAGUGUUUUAGGUACCUAGGAAUUCUUCUCUACAUGGGAGCUCACCAUGAUGUUAUUAAUCCCGUGGAAGAGCUUUGGUCAAUCGACCACGGAAAAUCUAUUUAUAGAAAUAGCAUGCCACGUGACAUGUUUAAAUUCAUUUCUUCACACAUCGAAACUUACGAUGUGAAUCAGCCAGAUGAUGUUUGUGAUGAUGCAUCAGACACUUCAGAUGAUGGGGAUGUCGAAGAGAAAGAGGAAGCUGACAACGGACCAGAAGGAGAGUAUUUCAACUGCGCGGAAUAUUCAGAUCGAGAUUUCAGAGAUCUCUCUGAAGAGCAACUCAGGAAAGAUGUCAGAAUCAAAAGGGGCAUUGUUGGUAGUGGAGUUGUUAAAGUCGUCCCUGCAAUAACUCCAAAUGCACACGACAGCUUUUCUAGAAUUAGAGUGAUUUUAGAUAAGUUUAUUUCUAACCUUGUCAACCAAACCUAUUACAAACCUAGUAAUAGUGUUUCGGUUGACGAACAUUUGUGUUCUUAUAAAGGGCAUAUGUGGGCUAAGGUGUUUAUUAAGUCUAAGCCUGGACGUUAUGGUAUAAAGUUUUGGAUGUGUGCCGACUGUGAGACAGGAAUGACUCUAAACCUCCAAUUGUACUGUGGUAAGUGUGGUGGUAAGGAGGACAAUCAGGGCUUUAGAGUUGUCAGGGACAUGGUGCUACCCAUGUUAUGCCGCGGUAACAAGUUUACCGUUGUGUGUGACAACUUCUUCUGUACGUUAAGGUUGUCACACUACCUUGCUUCAUGUGGGUGCCAACUUUUGGGAACCAUGAGGAUUAAUAGGAAAGAACUUCCUGACGAAGCCAAGACAAUCAAAGGGAGAACUCCCGAUACCACCAUCUUUUUCUCGAAAGGAAAUUGUAAGCUUAUCUCUUACUUCAACGAGAAAAAGAAGCUGGUAUUGGUCUUGUCAACCUGCCACGAAAAGAAUGAAAUUGAAGUCGUCGAGCAGGAUGUGUUCAUUGGCAAAGAAAAAAUGACAAUACACAAACCCCAGCCCAUCCUUGAUUACAACCACAAAAUGGGUGGGGUUGACACUGUGGAUCAGAUGACCAGGUAUUAUACGUGUAGACGUCGAACAAACAGGUGGAACAUCAGGGCUUUAUAUGAUAUGAUUGAUAUAGCUGCCUUAAACGCGUAUAAAACGUACUCAAAUUACCACCCUGCAAACGAGUGGAUUUUUUGA
Entamoeba invadens IP1 is the source of this 1356-nucleotide messenger RNA. RefSeq lists its product as hypothetical. NCBI's taxonomy places the organism in Eukaryota, Evosea, Mastigamoebida, Endamoebidae. The coding region runs from base 1 to 1356 and encodes 451 amino acids. The transcript has 3 exons. The record is from RefSeq and is a predicted model, not a curated record.